AUGGGAUUACCUCAAGUUUCGCCUGGAGAAACAUCUGAGGAGGCUACUAGACCUCUAAGACCAUAUUCUUAUAAUGUGAGUGGCACCCGAACUUGCGAUUCAAAUGAGAUGUGUCAGGGAGCUGCGACCCAAGCAUGUGGUUAUCCUAGAUGUCGUUCAUUGGGAGAUCUUCAAUUGAAAUCCUCCCUUGGGUUCUCUGAGUCUCCCGAUGCCUUCCAGAAAAAUGUUUUGGACGUUACACCGAAAGUUGUCGUGCCAAAAGUAUCUUCGGAAGGAAAUUUCGGCUCAUCAACUCAUGAAACCAGGAGGAAUGUUCACACUCCAGUCUCUAGGAUUGUUGGUUUCAGUUAUGAUAAUGCAAAUGUCUUGUCCGACGGAUUAGAUGGCGGGUUGAGGCAUCAUUCUCCUUCUUCUUCUUCUUCGGGCAAUAUCACCCUCGAAAGACCUGAGAUCAGUGGAUCACUUGUGAAGAAGCGAAUGCUGUCGCCUUUGACUAAACUGCUAUUACCAGAAAACUUCAAUGGUGAUGAUUCUCUGGAUAUUGGCAGCAUAAAUUUUUCGAGUAGUUGUCACUCUGUCAGGGAUACAAAUGUUGUUUCUUCGGCACCGGAUAAUAAAAAGCCAUACCUAGAUUUGAAAAAUCACUUGACUAUGCCAUUCUGGUCCGUAAAUUCUCCAGAACCAAAUGACAGGUAUUAUACAUACAGCAAAGGAACCUCAGUUCUAUUUACGGAUGGCCCUGUAUUAGAGGACAAGGAACUAAGGUCAUUUUCGUAUCAACCUUCAUCUAGAAGUAGUCCUUAUGUUGGAUUAUGCAAGGUGGGAAAUCUAUGGCAGGCUAACUCAGUGCCCACUGAAGAACCACUCUCCUCUCCAGUCUCUUUUUCUCCCCUUGGGCCAAAAUUUUCUUUAGAACCCAUUUAUAGGGAGAUGAAUAGUAAGAAGCAGGAGUUUUUUGAACAGACUGCACGUUCUCUUGAUGACAAACUGUUUCCGUCCGAAGAAGAAGAGUCCAGGAAUAAAACAGUGUCAUUUGAGCACCAUACUGGCAUUCAUACUGGCCAAGCCCAAUCUUCACCCUCAGAGACAAAAACUGGAAAAGAAUGGUUUUUCUGUCAGCAUCAUAAUGUUAAAACCCUGAGUAAAAAAUUGAGGGGAUUUCCUCUAAGAAGGUCAUUAAUUGGAUCAUUUGAGGAGUCUCUGUUGUCUGGUCGGCUUUCAUGCGGACGAUUUUGUCAGAAAAUAGAUGGUUUUCUUGCUGUGCUGAGCGUAACUGGAGGCAAUUUUUCUCCAAAGUCACAGAAACUUCCGUUUACGGUGACAAGCGUUGACGGUGACAGCUAUUUGUUAUACUAUGCAUCUAUCGAUCUGUCUGGCAAUUCGCGAUCAAACAAGGUCAGGUCUGAGAGUCAGAGAAAGAAUCUUGACAAUGGCAGCGGUACAAUAAGUGGCAAGGAGAACCGUCUGUGUAUUCCUAUGAAGGGCCGCAUCCAAUUGGUUCUGAGCAAUCCCGAGAGGACACCAGUACAUACCUAUUUCUGUAACUACGAUUUAAGUGAUAUGCCCACUGGAACCAAGACUUUCUUGCGACAAAAGGUGUUUCUAUCUUCCUCAGCCUCGGAUUCCAAAUCCGAAAAGGAAGAACAAAAAAUCUUGAAUAAGAAAGAUGAGGACAAGGCUUCCAUACUCUUAGAAGGGAAACACAAUGAACCAACAGGACAGAUGAUGGAAACUUCAGGGUGUGAUACGUGUCAGAACAGUCGUGUGGAUGCUUUUUCCGAAAUGGAUAGAAAGUCGGAACACAAUUGUUCAAGGGCCAACCGGAGCACGACCAGUGCCGGUGCUCUUCGUUAUGCCCUUCAUUUACGAUUUAUUUGUCCUUUUCCUAAAAAGAGUUUGGUGCCGGAUGGAACGUCGAAAAGUAGUAUAGAUAUUCAAAAACAGCAAAGGAGAUUUUACUUGUAUGAUGAUUUGAGAGUCGUGUUUCCCCAGCGUCAAUCAGAUGCUGAUGAGGGAAAGUCGAACGUUGAGCACCACUUUCCUGAAGAUCCAAAGUACUUUGAUAUCAGCAGCUGA
Striga hermonthica is the source of this 2076-nucleotide messenger RNA. Lineage: Eukaryota; Viridiplantae; Streptophyta; Magnoliopsida; Lamiales; Orobanchaceae. The record is from the annotation of a GenBank genome assembly.